AAAUUUCAAACAGGAGGAAAGUGGAGGUAGCAGAGUUUUUCGCCUGUGUGUGGUUUAGUUCCGGUGUUUACAGUAAAUCAAUGAUUAUUUUCUGAUAAGUUUGUUUUAAUUGUAAAUAAGUAAUCUGGUUUUGAUUAACAAGUUGAGCGGUUGAAUACAGCAGCAUGAGUGUAGUGAGCACACCGACUUCACAGUCACGGCAGUGGUCCUCUCCAGCACUGGGGCACAAAAUGUCUCUCUCCGCCAGCAGUACGCCGCUCCUCGGAUCCAUCCAAAGCAACGACGAUGAACAGGAGCGACGGCAGAGGCGCAGGUCCAAAGUCGUCGACCUUCACGCGGGAGCUGAUUCCUCCAUCAACGAGGCCCACAGUAGCACAGGGACUCCAGCUGUUGUGCCCAAGCUGUCCUCUGCACAGAUCUCGGAGCAUUACUCCACCUGCAUCAAGCUCUCGACUGAAAACAAAAUUACCACGAAGAACGCGUUUGGUCUGCACCUCAUUGAUUAUAUGGCGGACAUACUCAAGCAGAAGGACUCCGAGCUCAACUUCAAGGUGGCUGCAGGGACACUGGACGCCAGCACUAAGAUCUACGCAGUGAGGGUGGACGCAGUACACGCUGAUGCCUACAGAGUUCUGGGAGGACUCGGCUCCGAGACCAAACCAAAAGAUGACCAGGAGGCAGGAGACGAGGCGGAGGCAGCAGAGGGCAGUGUGAGUGAACAGGCAGCCACCAAGCAGGCCCCAAAGAAACGACCUCCGAAGAAGACGGUGGAGCAGAACCUGAGCAACAUCAACCUCUCCGAGACCGAGAUGAAGUGCGAGGUGGACCCUAUGUUCCAGCGCAUGGCUGCGUCUUUCGAUGAGAACAGUACAGCUGGAGUGUUUCUGUCCGUGCUAUUCAGCGAGGACAGCCGCUGUGAGCUCAGGUUCCCCUCCCACAUGACCCUGCUACACUCCAGACCGCCGAGCUCACCCUCACCUGUACAACACACACCUGCUUCACCCUUCACAGUUGGCUUAAAGAGACUGGAGGAAAAGAUGCCCAUCUGCCCGUCUCUAGAAGAUUUCUCCUUCACCCAGUGGACACCUGACCAGACGACCAACCUGAACCAGCUGCUGGAGAAGAUGAAGCAGGGCGAGCACGCGUUCGACAUCAACGCUGACGUCGAGCCGGACAAGGACAAGGCACCGGAUUUCGGGGACCAUUUCGACGCAGACGACGAGGGAGUGGGAGACUGCGGGGAGCCCUUCGAUGAUCACAAAGACACUUGCUCGAGGAGGAGCCCCGAGAAAGGGCGGGGGGUUAUACCGAUCGGAGAAGGCGACAUCACCACCAUGUGCCUCCAGCUGUCCGAUAAACCCAGAGAGUAUUCCUACUUCAGCCCCCGCACCAUGGCGACGUGGGUCGGCCCGGGCUACUGGCUCUUCAAACCGACACACAAACAGGAUCACAAGCCAGAGAAGGAAACUAAAAAGCGAGCGCCGAAAAACCCCUUGGUGAUCGACUUCAGCGAGGACGUCCAUUUUCACAACUACUUCCGCACGACCAGAGCAGCGACCACCAUCAGUAAAUCCGCCCUGAACACCAGCAACAAGAAAACGACACUUCCGGCAGAUUUCCAGUAUCCACUCAGCAACCUGUCGCAGCUCAGCCUCAAACCUGCCAGCACGCUGAUUGUCAAAGACAAGAAGAGGAUAUCAGGUGAGCUAGCGGAGGAUAUUGGAGAGUACGACUAUAGCAACGCUAACGACACUGCUAACUUCUGCCCACGGCUGCAGAUUGAGGACAGCGAUGACGAAGUGGAAGGCUUCGCAGGAUCAGAUGACUCUCAGCCCGUGACGGACAGGCUGGGCACCGAAGGCAUCUCCACAUACGGAGAAGACUGCCUAGUGCCUGAGCCAUAUAAAGUCAACAUCAUCGAGAUUAAUUACGCCAAGACGGCCAAGAAGAUGGACAUGAAGCGCCUGAAGAGCAGCAUGUGGAGCCUCCUGACGGACAGCCCCGAGAAACCUGCCAAGGACGUCGAGAGCGAGAAGCCUACAGAAGUCCCAGGAGAGAAAUCCUUCAGCCAGUCCACCAGGACGCUCCUACAAAAGCUGCCCAGCACCAUGGCCAGUAACCUGUCCGUGCCCUUGGCCUUCGUCGCUCUGCUGCAUCUGGCCAAUGAGAAGAACCUGGAGCUUCACAAAGUGGACGACAUGUCGGACAUCAUCAUCAAACAAGGGCACUGAGGGCACGCCCAUGCCGCCAGAUUAUUAUUAUUAUUAUUAUUAUUAUUAAGGGAUUAUUUUUUAGAGUAGGUUUUUACAGUGUACAGUUUUUGUUUUUUUUUUAAACAUGUAAGGAGCAGCUACAGUAAAAUGUUAACUGUGGUAUCAUUUUAUAAUUUUUAACUGUGAUUUAUAGGGAAAAGCUUUCAUUUUUGUUUUUUGGAAUAUGCUACACGAUACUGAAAUGUGCAAUUUAAUAAUUUUGUUGUUCAGUAUCAUGUGAAAAAAAAAAUGCCCCAAAGGGGAGAUUGUCUUACUUUUCACUGACCUUCGAACACCAUGAACUUUUUUUUUUUCUUCUCCUCUUUUAUGUCUCGUCUCGUUAAUUUAAAACCUUGUUACAUUUUGAUGUUUUUCCUUUUCUGUGUAUUUUAUACAUCAUUAAAUCUCUGCAUAUAACUUGCA
Neoarius graeffei (lesser salmon catfish) is the source of this 2675-nucleotide messenger RNA. RefSeq names its product non-SMC condensin I complex, subunit H (gene ncaph). The record is from RefSeq and is a predicted model, not a curated record. Lineage: Eukaryota; Metazoa; Chordata; Actinopteri; Siluriformes; Ariidae. Gene Ontology annotation, cellular component: condensin complex. The coding region runs from base 165 to 2231 and encodes 688 amino acids. Gene Ontology annotation, biological process: mitotic chromosome condensation. Gene Ontology annotation, molecular function: chromatin binding. The transcript has 18 exons.